Messenger RNA from Carlito syrichta (Philippine tarsier), 2287 nucleotides. It is a transcript of the gene BBS10, whose product is annotated as Bardet-Biedl syndrome 10. The record is from RefSeq and is a predicted model, not a curated record. The coding region runs from base 62 to 2185 and encodes 707 amino acids. Gene Ontology annotation, biological process: chaperone-mediated protein complex assembly. The transcript has 2 exons. Gene Ontology annotation, molecular function: ATP binding. NCBI's taxonomy places the organism in Eukaryota, Metazoa, Chordata, Mammalia, Primates, Tarsiidae.
UUCCGGCCGCGUCCGGUCCCUGAUCUCCGUCCGUCUGGCGUUCUGCUGGGCGUGUACUGAAAUGGCCUGCUGUUCUAUGGUCGCUGCGGGGUCCGCGAAGGCGGCGUUGCAGGUGGCCGAGGUGCUGGAAGCCAUUGUGAGCCGCUGCGUGGGGCCCGAGGGACGGCAGGUUUUGUGUACGAAGCCCACCGGUGAGGUGCUGCUCAGCCGGGAUGGAGGCCGCCUCCUGGAGGUGCUGCAUUUAGAGCAUCCCAUAGCCAGGAUGAUAGUGGCCUGUGUUUCCAGUCAUCUCAAAAAAACAGGAGAUGGUGCUAAAACAUUUAUUAUCUAUCUUUGCCAUUUGCUUAGAGGACUUCAUGCAAUCACAGACAGAGAAAAGAACUCUUUGAUUUCUGAAAAUAUUCAAACGCAUGGAAGGCAUUGGAAAAAUUGUUGUCAGUGGAAAUUUCUUUCCCAGGCUCUUCUAACGUUUCAGACACAAAUAUUAGACUGCAUUAUGGACCAAUACUUAAGUAGACACUUCUUGUCUAUCUUUUCCUUAUCUGAUAAGGAGAGAACAUUGUGUAGGGGCUCUUUAGAGUUGCUCUUAGAAGCAUACUUUUGUGGAAAAGUGGGAAGAAAUAAUCACAAAUUUAUUUCAAAGUUGAUGUGUGACUACUUUUUCAAGUGUACAACUUAUAAAAGUGAGACCAGUGUUUUUGAGUUAGUGGAUGACUAUUUUGUGGAGUUGAAUGUUGGUGUCACUGGCCUUCCUGUUUCAGAUUCCAGGAUCCUAGCUGGGCUUGUGCUUCACAGAGAUUUUUCUGUGUACUGUCCAGCAGAUGGUGAUAUAAGAACAGUGAUAGUAACAGGAACCGUUCAGCCUGUUUUUUCAACAACAGGAUCAGAGUUGAUUCUAAAUUCAGAAGCACAAUUUCAAACAUCUCAAUUUUGGAUUUUGGAAAGGACAAAAGCAAUAAUGAAACAUUUACAAAGUCAGAAUGUAAAAUUGCUACUAUCUAGUGUGAAACAACCAGAUUCAGUUAUUUAUUAUGCAGGACUGAAUGGCAUAUCAGUGGUAGAGUGUUUAUCAUCACAAGAAGUUUCUCUUCUCCAGAGGAUCAUUGGUCUUUCUCCAUUUGUAAUACCACAGGCCUCUUCACAGUGUGAAAUCUCUAACGCUGCUUUGGUGAAAUUUUGUAAACCCCUUUUCCUUAGAUCUAAAAGGUAUGUUCAUCUUGGCUUGAUUAGCACAUGUGCAUUUGUACCACACUGUAUAGUUUUUUGUGGACCUGUGCAGGGUCUUAUUCAACAGCAUGAGGAUGCUUUACAUGGAGCAUUUAAAAUGCUUCGGCAGUUAUUUGAAGACCUUGAUCUAAAUUAUGUGACACAAAUCAGUGACCAAAAUGACACUUCAAGGCCUGUUAUUUAUGGGGAUAGUAAAGAAAGUAAUCAGUUACCAGAAACUGGUAAUGGCUCAAUACAAAGGCCACAUCAGGACACAAUUGGAAAGAACAAAAAUGAAUUGGAAAACACUCAAACUUGUAUUCCAUGUUCAACACCAAAACUGACAUCAGCAGAUACACUCCAAACAGAUGAAACACUAAGAUGUUUGUCUUCAGAAAAAGACAGGAUCGUUGAUGACUAUGAACCGUUACUUGAGAGUAAUUCCACUACUAAUUCCAUAACAGAAAACACUAGAAUAGAAAUUUAUGAGAAUUUACAGGUCACAAAAGUCGCUGGAAGGGGGAGCAUGUUACCAGUCAGAUAUAAGUUAUACAAGAUGUGUACUUCUCAGAGUUACUGUUCCUCAUCUAUGCCAGCAGGUUGUGUUUUGCCAGUGGGUGGUAAUUUUGAGAUCUUGUUACAUUACUAUCUUCUCAACUAUGCCAAAAAAUGCCAGCCAUCAGAAGCCAGGGUUAGUGUGAUAAUAGCUAAUGCACUUUUAGGCAUUCCAAAAAUCCUUUACAAGCCUAGGAAAGGAAUUUACAGCUUUCCACAAAUAUAUAUAAGAACCCUUCGUGCACUGAAAACCAGUCAACCCAUGGUAAGUAGCCAGACAGGUCUGGAAUCAGUAAUUGGUAAAUACCAGCUACUAACUUCAGUUCUUCAGUGUUUGACAAAAAUAUUAACCAUUGAUUUGGUAAUCAGUGUUAAGAGACAACCUCAUAAAGCUUAUGACCAAGAUUCAGAAGAUGAACUAUAACAUCAAACGUUUUUUAUUAACCAAAUUUUUAAUCCUGCUCAAGCCAUAAAGUAAAGCUGGCAUGUGACCACUGAUUCUCAAGUCAAUUCAGUCUACUUAAGA